AUGGUCGAGAGCUCUGAUGAUUAUAACAGUUCCGUCGAAAACAUCAAGCGAGUGUUGGCAGACUUUUUCAAGCAAGAGUUACCUGGGAUCGUCAAGUCAAUAUUGGUUGAGAAUUGGGAAAUGAAAGAAGCUGUAAGAGAUGAGAGGCGGAAUAUCAAGCGUCGUAUAAGGUCACAAAAAGAAAAAUGGGAAUCAGAGCAAAGGAAACUACAGGAAAAUAGGAAACAAGAUUUUAAAAAACCAAAUGAAAUAUUUUAUGAUGGAGAGUUUGACAUCAUUGAUGAUGAAGACUUGGAAUGGGACAAGCAUAGAACCAUGUGGAAUUAUAAUGCACUCAAAACCAAUGGGCAGUAUCCAUUAACUAUUUAUAAAGAUUCUUGGCCAUUUCAUGCCGAACAAGGGAAUAUUGGAGACUGUUGGUUGAUUGCACCACUAAUGACGAUUGCAAGAAGACAAAAGUUGUUGGAAUGGAUUUUACCACCUAAUGAUUAUUCUUUGAAACACGGAAUUUUUCUUGUCAGAUUAUUCUUUCAUGGAGAAUGGAAUAUGGUAGUUGUGGAUGGUCACCUACCCUGCAAUGAGUUAGGCGAUAUUGAAUUUGCAAAAAUGUUCUAUACUGAGUUAUGGGGAUGCAUUAUCGAGAAAGCAGUGGCAAAGAUGUUGGGAGGGUACCACAAACUAGAUGGAGGAAGCCCGAUAUCAGCAUUUAAAUGUCUGACAGGUUCUAGUAGUAUGAUAAUCAAGUUGAGCAAGAAGACGGAUUUGGAUUUGUUAUGGAAGAAACUGAAAGAGUUUCAAUGUCACGGAUUCCUUAUGACUGUCGAUUCUGAACAUGAAUUCGAAAAUGAGAAACAGAAAACAGGUCUCGAAAGUAACCAUGCCUACUCAAUUCUUGAUACUAAAAUUCACGAGGGUCAUCGGUUGAUUCUGAUUGGAUGUCCGAAUGGUCUCAAGUGGAAAGGAAAAUGGUCGGAACUUGACGUUUAUGAGACGACAAAAAACUGGAGCGAUUGGAGAAAAAAUGCGGUAAAACGUCGGUUAUCCUGGAUGGAAAUUGAUGAUUUUUGUCAGUGGUAUGAUGCGUUGACUGUCUGUAAAUAUAGGGAAGAUUGGUAUGAAAAGGGAACGGAUUGGUUUAAAGAAAAGGAUUCAAGAAUUCUUUGUUUCAAUGUCAAAACUCGUUGCGAGAUCACCAUAGAAAUUGUUUGCCAACACAAUGAGAAUUUGUUCAAUGGUUUAUUUGAGCAUCACUUUGGUCUCAUCAAUAUUCAUAAAGCCACUAGAGAUAACCGAAUUGGAGAAUUAUUGUUUUCGCAUGCUGUUGGUUACAAAUGGUCAGAAAAGAAUACUAAUGUCGCAUUCGCCGAAACCGAACCAUUCAAUUUUGAGCCUGGUUCCUACCUCGCCAUUUUUACAUUUGCGGAGGACACUCGUUAUAUUGCACAUAAAUGGAUUUUCAGAAGCGCCCAUCGAAUGGAAAACAUCUCCUAUGACUAUGUCACAAUUUCACAAUCUUCUAACCAUUCACUUUUGAGGAUGGUGGAAAAACUUGGAACCACUGAAGCAGAGAUACGGAAAGGAUUGAUUUUUCGAGAAUAUAGAACAUCCUCGUUUUUAGUUGUAAUGGCUGAAAAUCAGACGGAAAAGUCGAUUGACGUUCAUUUAAAAGUGAGAGAUAAGGGUUACACAAUCAGAAAUCGUAAAUGGUUCCGAUUCAUCGCCGUGGCUUCUUUACUAGUGGCUAUAUUCACGGCUACCGCGGUUAUACUGUUUGCGGUUUAUGCAGCAAAGUACAAAAGAUUUGAUAAUUCUUAUUCCUCAUUUGGUGACGGUGGACACGAGAGACCCGUAUGGACAGUGAUGGAUGCAUUGGCGUUGACGGAGAAGGCCGGAUCCAAAAUUACCUCUCGUGAUCCCGCCAGCUAUCCUAUUGUGAUGUGUUUCAUUGUGAAGGUACCAAGAUCUCUCGUGAUCUACAUACAUCGACCAUCCGUGGAGAUCCUUCCCGAGCAUUGCAUUCCGAUUUAUUGCUGGCUGAGCCACGCCUACUACAAUAUCCGCGUUACCAUCGUGACGAUCUACCGUGACCUCCCAGUAGUGGACUCCUUUCGAGAACCCGAUAGACCCAAGUAUCGUCCGAUACUCCAAAGUGCUUCCAUUCAACGUGGCACACUCAUUGGAUAG
Molecule: messenger RNA, 2184 nt
Organism: Caenorhabditis remanei
Lineage: Eukaryota; Metazoa; Nematoda; Chromadorea; Rhabditida; Rhabditidae
Exons: 12
Coding region: 1-2184 (727 amino acids)
Biological process (GO): proteolysis
Cellular component (GO): cytoplasm
Molecular function (GO): calcium-dependent cysteine-type endopeptidase activity
Source: RefSeq, a predicted model, not a curated record